Molecule: messenger RNA, 1200 nt
Organism: Lotus japonicus
Lineage: Eukaryota; Viridiplantae; Streptophyta; Magnoliopsida; Fabales; Fabaceae
Product: tetraketide alpha-pyrone reductase 2-like
Exons: 6
Coding region: 112-1071 (319 amino acids)
Molecular function (GO): oxidoreductase activity, acting on the CH-OH group of donors, NAD or NADP as acceptor
Source: RefSeq, a predicted model, not a curated record
UCUAUCUGUCUUCUACUUACAUAACAUAAGAUCAAGUUCAAUGUACAUGGUGAAAGCUAGAAACCCAAGAUUUGAUAGCACAAAUUAGAGGGACUAAGAAGGAAGAUAGAGAUGCCUGAAUUCUGUGUAACAGGGGGUACUGGGUUCAUAGCAGCUUACCUGGUACAGGCCUUAUUAGAAAAGGGUCACACCGUCAGGACCACCGUGAGAAACCCAGGGGAUGUGGAGAAGGUUGGUUUUCUCAUGGAACUAAGUGGAGCCAAAGAGAGAUUGAAGAUUUUGAAAGCUGAUCUGUUGAAUGAAGGGAGCUUUGAUGAGGCAGUGAGUGGUGUUGAUGGUGUAUUUCAUACAGCAUCACCUGUUCUCGUUCCAUAUGAUGACAAUAUUCAGGCAACUUUGAUUGAUCCCUGUAUAAAAGGAGCCCUGAAUGUGCUCAACUCCUGUGUAAAAGCUAAUGUGAAACGUGUGGUGCUCACAUCUUCUUGCUCCUCUAUAAGAUACCGUGAUGAUGAGCAACAAGUGUCUCCUCUUAAUGAAUCUCAUUGGAGUGAUCCAGAAUACUGCAAACGCUACAAUUUGUGGUAUGCAUACGCAAAGACAUUAGCAGAAAAAGAAGCUUGGAAGAUUGCGAAGGAAAGUGGCAUGGAUUUAGUAGUGGUUAACCCUUCUUUCGUUGUUGGUCCCCUUCUUGCACCGCAGCCAACCAGCACGCUGCUCAUGAUACUAAGCAUUAUCAAAGGCCUGAAAGGAGAAUACCCAAACACAACAGUGGGCUUUGUACACAUACAUGAUGUGGUAGGCGCUCACUUGUUGGCUAUGGAGGAGCCCAAAGCUUCUGGCAGGCUAGUUUGUUCAAGCACAGUUGCUCACUGGUCUCAAAUCAUUGAAAUGCUUCAGUCCCAAUAUCCUUUCUAUCCAUAUGAAAAAAAGUGUGGCAGCCAGGAAGGAGAUAAUAACACACAUAGCAUGGACACCACCAAAAUCACUGCAUUGGGGUUUCCUGCAUUCAAAAGCCUUGAGCAAAUGUUCGAUGACUGCAUCAAAAGCUUUCAAGAAAAGGGAUUCCUAUGAGAUCCGUGAUAUGUAAUGUCGGUUUACCUUUCAUGUUCGUGUGAGGUAUCAUUGUCAUAUGAUCCAUGGGGUCAUUAACCAAAUAAAAAAAAUUCAGUGCUAUCUUUUAUCUGUGUUUUAUUUCCUUCA